UUCAUAAUCAGCAACGCUUCCUCCCGUUUCCAAAAAAAACAAAAAAAAAAAAAUUCAGCAACGCUUCCUCUUGCUUCGGCGAUAUCUGAUAUGGCAUCAAACACUUUUCUAUCCAUUAUUUUUAUCUUUAUGAUUGGUACCAUCAUGUUUCUUCUCGGAGUUGCCGUUAACGAGUCACCACAAGCUCAUAUUGAUAAGGCAAACCCACAGAAUAUGACUCCGCCUGCCCCGGCGGCUAACCCCCCUAUUCACAACUAAGUAAGUAUAUGCGAUGAAUCCAUUUGAUACCGAUAAGCACCCACACCUCCUCCUCCACCACAAACACUAGAGAAAUGACCGCCUUCACACCUGAGAAAACACCGCCUUCUCCAAUUCAAUGUGCCCUGUUUUUUACCUCCUCCUCCACCACAAACGCCGGAGAAAUCACCUCCUUCAUACCGGAGAAAACCGCCUUCUCCGAUUCAAUGUGCCCUAUUUUGGCCUCAUCGUCCUCCACCAAAAACACCGGAGGAAUCACCGCCUUCACACUGGAGAAAACCCCGCCUUCUCUGAUGCACUGUUUUUUCCUCCCUAUUCCUCCACUACAAACUCCGUGCCCUGUUUUUAACUCAUCCUCCUCCACCACAAACACCGGAGAAAACAUACCUUCUUCUCCUCCACAACAAACGCCGGAGAAAUCACCGCCUUCACACCGAAGGAAACACCGCCUUCUCCGAUUCAAUGAUCCACCACAAACGCCGCCUUCUCUGAUGCCCUUGUUUUACCUUCCUCCUCCUCCACCACAAACGCUGAAGAAAUCACCGCAUUCAUACCGGAGAAAACAUCGCCUUCUCCGAUUCAAUAACCCACCACAAACGCCGCCUUCUCUGAUGCCCUGUUUUUACGUUCCUCCUCCUCCACCGAAAACGCCAGAGAAAUCACCGCUUUCACACCGGAGAAGACGCCGCCUUCUCCGAUUCAAUGACCCACCGGCCACCACAAACACCUCCUUUGUUGGAAUGGUUUUACCUCCCUCCUCCUCCACCGCAAAACCCAGAGAAAACACAGCCUUCUCUGAUGCCCUGUUUACCUCCCUCCUCCGCCACCACAAACCCCGUAGAAAACACCGCCUUCUCCGAUUCAAUGAGCCCUGUUUUUACCUCCUCCUCCUCCUCCUCCACCAAAAACACCAAAGAAAACAUACCUCUCCCAGUUCCGGUGUCAAUGACACUGUAGAGGUUGGCUAUCGCCAGCCUCCGAGAUCAGGAUUGAAGGAUCGAAUGUCACCGUUCAAGGUUUGUGGACUACCCACUGGUUUGGUUGGUUCUAACGGCAGAGACCCCGAGCACGAGACCCAGAUGGUUAGUCACCGGAUCAACUCUCAUUUGCUUAAGCCUUGUCUUCAGAUGGUUAUUCCAGAAGUUCUGCAUUUCAUUAUCUGUUCUUCCCAUUUAUAUUUCUUUUCUAGUUACAGUUUCUACGGGACUACUCUUUUUGUGAUGCUUGAUGAGGAGAUCCCCAAUGACUAUCUUAAUCACGUUUAUCGGGAAGCUGAGGGAUUUCUUCAUGCUAAGGACUACUUUUAUGUGUUAAAUAUUUGUUGUUAUAGACGAUGGUCCUCAUAAUCUUUCUCCUAUUCUCUUGAGUUGUGUGAUUGUAAAAUUUAUAAGUGACUAUGUCCGUUACUACUGAAUUCCUAUUAGAUUUCAAGUCUGUUUGAGUUGAGCUUUGACUAAUAUAAUGAAUAGAUACCAAUGUU
Molecule: messenger RNA, 1738 nt
Organism: Rubroshorea leprosula
Lineage: Eukaryota; Viridiplantae; Streptophyta; Magnoliopsida; Malvales; Dipterocarpaceae
Source: the annotation of a GenBank genome assembly